Messenger RNA from Micropterus salmoides (largemouth bass), 2619 nucleotides. RefSeq names its product sterile alpha motif domain containing 10b (gene samd10b). Gene Ontology annotation, molecular function: protein binding. The transcript is spliced from 5 exons. The record is from RefSeq and is a predicted model, not a curated record. Gene Ontology annotation, cellular component: cytoplasmic side of plasma membrane. Lineage: Eukaryota; Metazoa; Chordata; Actinopteri; Centrarchiformes; Centrarchidae. Bases 340 to 870 code for a protein of 176 amino acids. Gene Ontology annotation, biological process: cell surface receptor protein tyrosine kinase signaling pathway.
GUUUCCCGUAACAGCUGGUGUCGGGGCGUAAUGACCUUUUGUCUCCGAGCUGUCAGGUACGGAGAGGGAGGCGGAGAUUCAGAAGGAGCCGCUUCAUAUCGGACUGGUCCCGGCGUCCCGGACAACAAAUGGCCGUGAACCGACAGAGAGGCAGAGUGUGAUCCAGGUUUCUCUGUUUCUCUCAGUGCGACUACAGUGAGAGCUGCCUCCAUGCCCACAUAGUAGGUUAGAGAGGGCAAGAAGCGCUCUUUAUCCUCACACUCAGUACAUUUCAUCCAUCUGGCAGAAUGAUGGGAGAGUCCUGUUGACACCACGGAGAGAUAUACGCUGAGACCGACUAUGGCUGUGGACGCGGCGUCCAGCUUCAGUUUUUGCCGUGCCUCCCUGGAGCACACGGUGUCUGCUGAGGAGCUGAGCUACCAGCUGCCGCGUCGCGCCGGAGGCAGCAACCUAACCUGGCAUGACGGCCGCGGCCAGAAGACAGCGCACACACGCACCGUCAAACUACUGCAGCAGCCCGGCACAGAGGGCAUUCAGUUGCGUCCGGGUGAAGCCUUCACUGUGUAUCACACCAGUCCUACUCUGUCCAGUCUGUCCAAACCUGUGGUGCUGUGGACUCAGCAGGACGUCUGCAAGUGGCUUAAGAAACACUGUCCACACAACUACCUGACUUAUGUAGAGGCCUUCUCCCAUCACGCCAUCACAGGGCGGGCAUUGCUGCGUUUGAACGGGGAGAAGCUGGAGAGGAUGGGAAUCGUCCAGGAGACGCUGAGGCAGGAGGUCCUCCAACAAGUCCUCCAACUGCAAGUCAGAGAAGAGGUCCGCAACCUGCAGCUCCUUAGUAGAACCUCCUUUGGAAACUUCUCUUAGCUCAUCCCUGGAUCCAUUUGGCAGCCCUUUCCCCUCAUCCUCUGUCACAAUGCAUCUCUAGGAGCCAUGGAGGAGCUGCUGUCUUCAGAUAUGUGAGCGGAGAAUCAAUGAGUGAAAGGGGGAGAGGACAGGCCUAUAGACCACAUGCCAACCAGUCUGGAGGAUUCUCAUUCAACACGGCCAAUCUGGUUUACAGACAGAGACAAAGCCCCGCUCAAGGCAGGGGUACCCACUGUAACAUAGUGAUAAGAUGUAAGAUUCACGCAAGUCAUGAUGUAGGCCUGUCACUGGUAUAUGCUUGAUUACAGAAAAUCUCCUUUUUGGUUUCCUUUCUCAUUUGGAUCCAUCUUACUGGCAAUUUGGCCAGAACCUUGGUGAAAAACCACACUCGGGUUUAUUUUUGACACAUGCUUUACGUGUGCACAAACAGGAUUCACAGUUUUCCCUCUCUUUUCUGGUUAAGGUCAUUACAUGAAUGACUCUUUGUUAUGGUUUUUAAUCCCCUUAACCUUCGAACCCGGUGAUGCUGAAAACAUGUAGAGGAUGGUUAAUAUUGUGGUGUAAACAUAAAUUUACAUGCAGCGCCACAGUUCUGCCACAGGAUCUAAAGCGAAGGAAACCUCCUGUUGAUCUCCAUCUCCCUUUGAAGUUACAACACCGAGCCUGCUCAUAAGGAAUUUGAGCUGGUCUUAAUGCAUUAGACUAAUGUCAAUACAAUCCUAAUCAAAUCCUCACCCACAAUUUUCACUGAAUUUCCGUCUCAGGACAUGAAUUUUGGUAGUGUAGGUUUGGAGGAUCAACAAUAACACAUUAAGCCGAAUGCCAUUCCAAAAAUCAAUCUUUUUGUAUUGUGACUGAUUUGCAGUAUGUCAGUGAGAAAUUAGAAAUAUAUACAGUAUGAGCAUUGUAGAAUAACGUACACGAUGAAUCUGUGUAUACUGUAACAGUACCAAGGUCUUUUAUUAAUGGUGUGCAACCUGAGGAAACAGAGUUAAUGUGAUCAAUGACUGUCUAUGCUUUUUAUAAAGCAAUAAUUUAAAUGAUAAAUGGUGGAGAGGUGUAGCACUGUAUGGGAUGCAUAUUAAGAAUUAUUUUUAAUGAGUUGAAAUGCAAGAGUGAGUGUCUGCUGAGGGAAAUAUACAUUUUGCCUGUUACAGUGGCAGCAUUUACCAGUCUCAUAGCUUCUACCCUUUGUGUCACACACAAAUACUAAGAAAAAGGACAUGUCUCUGUUGUAUUUUCUGUCCCUGGUGCGACAGUGUGAUUUCAAAUGCUCAGAAAUCAAGAUGCAAUGACAGCUACCCAGAUGCAUUCCCAGCGCGACUGAAGCGAGCACCUUUCAUGUCACUCUAGACAGCAGCAGACCGCCAUAUAUGAUGAUGAUGUUUAAGUCACAUAAAUAUAUACGUUAAAAUAAAAUAAAUUCUCAACAAACAAAAACAUCCCAUCCCAUUAUCACUCCAUCUGUCCUUCGACAAGGAGUUUUUGGGUAAUAUAAGUAUUUGACUGUUAAAAGGGAGGACAAAACACACUGUAUUAUUUUUGAUUACCUGAUGUACUAUAUAGAUAUGUACUAUGUAAAUAUUAACACUUUUGGUUUACUUUGUCAGAUGACUGAUGAACUGUUUGAAAUGCAAAAAAAACGGGGAAAUGAAACACUUUUCUGCUUUACAGAUAUAAAGUCAUAUGGGAUGGAAUGUGAUGAAAGCUGUCUUUUUAGAAUAAAGUAAUUGAGAUUGUUGGUCCUGA